Molecule: messenger RNA, 1487 nt
Organism: Gracilinanus agilis (Agile Gracile Mouse Opossum)
Lineage: Eukaryota; Metazoa; Chordata; Mammalia; Didelphimorphia; Didelphidae
Gene: CDK1
Product: cyclin dependent kinase 1
Exons: 8
Coding region: 92-985 (297 amino acids)
Biological process (GO): mitotic G2 DNA damage checkpoint signaling; protein phosphorylation; G2/M transition of mitotic cell cycle
Cellular component (GO): nucleus
Molecular function (GO): cyclin-dependent protein serine/threonine kinase activity; RNA polymerase II CTD heptapeptide repeat kinase activity; ATP binding
Source: RefSeq, a predicted model, not a curated record
CCCGGAGCUGAGGUGGACCAGACGCUUUUGCAGUGCUGUUGCUACCCAUUCGGCCUCGGCCUCCUUAGAGUCUCCAGCAUAUUGAAUAGCUAUGGAGGACUACACAAAAAUAGAGAAAAUUGGGGAAGGUACCUAUGGUGUUGUAUAUAAGGGUCGACAUAAAACUACAGGCCAGGUGGUAGCCAUGAAGAAAAUCAGAUUAGAGAGUGAAGAAGAGGGUGUUCCAAGUACUGCAAUUCGAGAAAUUUCUCUGUUAAAAGAACUUCGUCAUCCUAACAUUGUCAGCCUUCAAGAUGUACUCAUGCAAGAUGCUAGACUAUACCUCAUUUUUGAAUUCCUUUCCAUGGAUCUCAAGAAGUAUUUGGAUUCUAUCCCUCCUGGCCAGUAUAUGGAUUCUUCCCUUGUUAAAAGUUAUUUGUACCAAAUCUUACAAGGCAUUGUCUUUUGUCACUCACGAAGAGUUCUUCACAGAGAUUUGAAGCCUCAAAAUUUGUUAAUAGAUGAUAAAGGUGUAAUUAAGCUAGCCGACUUUGGACUUGCACGGGCCUUUGGAAUACCUAUAAGGGUAUAUACACACGAGGUGGUGACGCUGUGGUACCGCUCUCCAGAGGUGCUGCUCGGCUCGGCCAGGUACUCCACUCCGGUGGACAUCUGGAGCAUCGGCACCAUCUUCGCCGAGCUGGCCACCAAGAAGCCGCUGUUCCACGGAGACUCCGAGAUCGACCAGCUCUUCCGCAUCUUCAGGGCUUUGGGGACUCCCAAUAAUGAAGUGUGGCCGGAAGUGGAGUCACUGCAGGACUACAAGAACACGUUCCCCAAGUGGAAACCAGGCAGUCUGACGUCACACGUCAAGAACCUGGACGAGAACGGCAUCGACUUGCUCUCUAAAAUGUUGGUCUAUGAUCCUGCCAAGCGAAUUUCUGGCAAAAUGGCAUUGAACCAUCCAUAUUUUAAUGACCUGGACAGUCAGAUUAAGAAGCUCUAGUUGUCCAGCCAAGCGAUUCCAGGGGUUUUGUAUCAAGAAUGGAUAGUCCUCUUGUAAUGUUAAAUUCUGUCAACAUGUGUCUUUAUAUAUGUGUUUCCUUUCUUUGUUGUAAAAUUGAAGCUGUCCUCUGUUUUUCCAGGGUGUUGCUUAAAACUGUAAAUAUCAUUAUAAUGAAUAAUGCUCUAUGUAGAUCUCAUCGGUAUAGCUGUUUUGUUUUCUAUAAAUAAAACUGUAAAUCCAGCAUUGAUGUGCAGGGCUUGGGGGAAGUUGGAGCUACUUUUAAAACAAUAUUCUCCUUGAGUUCUUGCAUGUUUGAGAUGUUAUUUAGGAGCAUAAAUCAGACUCAAUUUUAUUAUGUUAUAAAGUAUCUUAAAACCCUUCCUUGGGUAUUGUAUGUUGAAAUUGGAUUCCUAUUGCCUACAACAAUGUGAAAUUUAAAUUUGUCUCCGCAUCAAAACCAACCACAGUGAAGGGGAAAUAGGGUAUGGACUUCAAAUUAUAU